AGCGCAGUCGCGAGGUCAGGGCUCGGUUCCGGUGUUCUGUCCGAACACCGGCAGUAAAACACCGAAAAGCACGUAAGCAAAAAUUCCCAUACCUAUCUCCGCCCCGAUUUUCUUAUGUCAGGUGACGGCAGUUUACAGGUGAGAAGAAAAAGCACCAGCGACGUUCUCCACUUGUGGGUGAGGAGCCGGAGUCCGACAGGUAGCCGAACUUUGGAGUCUGCUGACUUCAUUUAAUAAAAACCUUCCAGUCUGCCUCCUGACGCUCAUUUGAGAAGCUGCGAGGGUACAAAACUCAGGAGGAAGUAUCCGAUCCCAUCAUGGAAACGCAGACAGCAAAACGACGGCCUGAGAACGGCCAGCUGAUCUUUGUUCCUCAUAAAGACACGGUACGUCUCCUGGAGGUCUACGUCAAACGUAGCCUCAGCCUGAAUGAAGGUGCGCUGGGAGCAAAGCAUUAUGGGGGGAAAGAAAAGUGGGUGACCAUGGCCAGCAAAACAAGGAGAUCCUCCAGCGAUCCCUCCCUUCAUCUGGCUGAGCCAGUAACACUCAGGGAAAGCAAUGCAUCCCUUGUGUUUGAACAUUCAGCAGAUCCACCUGAGAGACUUCCUGAAGAGUCUGAGAAACCAACCAAAAAGUCAAAAAAGAGCAAGAAACCCUCUCUUUGGAAGACCUUUUUAGGCUUUUUCUCACGGAAGAAUGAGGAGGAUGAACAUGGUCCAUCAGAGGUUUCUGUUGUCUCUGAGCCAGUGACCACCUGCCUCCCAACAACAUCAGUCGCUUCUCAAAAGAAGCCAACAAGGAGAAAGUCCUUGAAGAGGACAUUGUCCAAACGGCUUUCUAAAAGAGCCAGUAGACUUAGCAGAGAUCUGACUCCUGCUGAUUUCACCAAAGUGCAAGCUGUCGAGCCAACGUACUAUUACUAUGAAAAAGUAUCUGAAGAACUGGAAAAAAUUGUGCACGAGGUCAAAGAAAAAGAAGAGGCUGAAACUCUUUCAGAUGCUGAAGUCCUCCAAAGGAUCAUCACUCUGACAAAAGAACAGGGUGAUGCCAUCCAUGACAAGCUAAAAGAUAACCCCACCCUGAGCAACUUCUUCCAGCAGAUGUCUUACUCCUCCUUCCAGAAGCUGGCCGAUGCUUAUCUAGAGAAAGAAGCAACGCCGACCCAGAGGCCUCCCACUGUGCCGCCCACUGCACCAGAGCUGGUCAAGCUGGCCUUCACUCUGGAUUUCACUGCCAGGAUAGCUGGGCUUUCCAAGCAGAAUGUUGGCCACAUCACUUGUCUCGGGAACCGUUAUCUGAAGGAUCGAUUUAAAUACCAACAGGCUUGUUCAGAUCAUCCGUGGUCCGACACUGAAGACUGAGAUCCUGAAAUCGUUUCACACAAAAAUCUAAAUCUGAGCUACUUUCCUCCCGGUCCACAUGUGGGUAAAGAUGUGUGUGCAUGCAUACGUUCAACGUUUCAAAUGCAUGCACAAAAAACUACCAAACACCCACUUUAAAGCUUCUUCAUAAUUUAUAUAUAUAUAAUUUGUUUCUUUUUUUUACAUUUUAGCUCAUGUUUAUGGAAAACUUGCUGCACCAGGAUGUUUGAGUUCUCUGAGUGAGGGCGUGUUUAGGUUAUAGCUGAAGUGUUGCUUCAGGGAUCCGUUUACAGAAUUUUAUCUAAGGAGCACGCCCACAACAGAACUGUCCUGCAAAAGCACUGAGUCAGAAUCACAAGUAGGUGAUUCCCAAUGUGACACUACAGGAAAAGCACCAAUAAUUGAAGCAACUUCGUAAUAAUGUACAGAAGAUAAACUGUGAACAUGUUUUAAAUAUCUUUGGGAGAAUGAACAUCAAAUGUGUGUAUUAUGAAUGCAGGCGUUCAUAGUCAUUUUUUAUUAAAUAAUUGAUCCAUCAUCAAG
Nothobranchius furzeri (turquoise killifish) is the source of this 1904-nucleotide messenger RNA. RefSeq lists its product as uncharacterized. Gene Ontology annotation, biological process: regulation of extrinsic apoptotic signaling pathway. NCBI's taxonomy places the organism in Eukaryota, Metazoa, Chordata, Actinopteri, Cyprinodontiformes, Nothobranchiidae. The record is from RefSeq and is a predicted model, not a curated record.